Molecule: messenger RNA, 1384 nt
Organism: Exophiala oligosperma
Lineage: Eukaryota; Fungi; Ascomycota; Eurotiomycetes; Chaetothyriales; Herpotrichiellaceae
Exons: 1
Coding region: 230-652 (140 amino acids)
Source: RefSeq, a predicted model, not a curated record
UGAACGGCCAAUGCGCAAUUGACGAAUCUAUCUUAAUGACAUGGCGACAGAAUCCAGAGCGCCGUGCUCAUCAGCAUGAUGACUUCGACGGACCCCAUCUCGAUCAGCUUGUCAAUGACUUCGUCUCCGCAAUGGCUCCUUUCUCGGCAUUGAUCCUGACCAUCAUCAUGGUGAUUCUUUUUCUGAUCAAGCUCUACGUUGUCGAAAGGAUUCUCAUGCGCACAAAACGAUGUCGUUGUCAUUUGAUCGUCUGAGCCCAAUACAACAAUGUACUUUCAUCAAUCAUCACGUCGCUGCAGGUUGCAAGGUCAUUCUCUUGGGUUCCGCGGCCUAUCCAUUCCUCGCCGUAGCUUUCGGUUCGGCGACACUCAAGCCACCUAUGAUCCCACACCAUCACCAUAUGCCACCAAUGGGGACGUCAUCACUCUGUGAUGACAGAUAUUCGGCGCCAUGUACUCCGUACAUCUUUGAACUCUUCCUUCGAAGAAAAAUAAGUCCUAUCAGUGCCGCACAUCACACCCGGGCUAUCGUUAUUACGCAAUCAGCCAUGGCGAUCAGUCUGAAUUUCCAGCACGAAAAGGAUGCCACUUAUGAGUUUGUCCUGCGCUUUGUUUGGGGUACGCUUUCAAUCAUGUGCCUUUGCUCUGUUUGAGGCUAAGUUUGUCUGCUAACCCUCACGUCUCUGGAACCGGUGCAUUCGACGUCGUCGCCGAAUUCUGGCCUCAUCUUGCCACGAUCCUUUACCGCCUCUAUCCAGACCGGCCCUGCCUAAUGUACAGACUCUUUCUUGGCACUAUGACGGCCGAGAUCGCAGGAACCACCCUCGAGACCGUUCUUAUGCUCUGGGACUCACUAUGGAAUCAGUGGACGCUGUCCUUCAGGAUCGCCUCACCAAUUCUGCAUGCGCUUUUCAGUGAAACUGAUCGACGCUUGGAUAUUCUGUCGUUUGGCAAAAAAGCGAACAGUCAAAGUUGAAUGCUGCAAAAGUUGAUGUCAGCCACUUGAACGGACCACACGCCGUGUCGGAUGAGCCUGCAAACGCAAAUCGUUGAAGGCUGUUACUUACAACGUGAAACUUGCCCCGGGAUCUUCGACGAUACUACUUAGCUUAUGUUCAUUGAAGAACAAGUCGAGGAAAGCGAGGCCAUGAGGCUGAGCAAGCAAGUAAAUCUUCCCCUUUGGCACAUCCUACAGAGAAUUCGCGGAAGAAAAUGCUGCUAUUGGGGGGUGGAGGGCCGCCGACGAACACUAUAUUGUCUCGUGCGGUCGCUUGAACAGGCAACCCCGUUUUCCCCAUCGAAUGUAACUGUUUAUAUUGCCAGUAAGCUAAACUGACAUGUAGCUGCGCGAUCUUACGAAUCACGGCAACAUUGUUUUCUCGCAC